This is a messenger RNA of Ostertagia ostertagi, 603 nucleotides long. NCBI's taxonomy places the organism in Eukaryota, Metazoa, Nematoda, Chromadorea, Rhabditida, Trichostrongylidae. The record is from the annotation of a GenBank genome assembly.
AUGAAUGUCAAGAUCAGGCCUGAGAAAUACCUGAAAUAUCUCUAUCUACCCAAUUUGUUCGGCACCCAGCGCACGAAGGAAAUUUUGUCUGUCAACCCAACCGUGAUCCCAACAAGGGAAGAGGCGAACGAGGUGGUGGUAUUUGUAUAUGAUUUUGACGCAAACGGCAUCGAGGAGAGACGGCUUACAUCAGUAAAAGAGUGUUUCCGAUUCAAAAACAGCAACCGAAUCAGCUGGAUCAACAUAGAUGGGCUUCGCAAAGCUGACGUGGAAACCGUCUGUGAACAUUACGGUGUUCACCCACUCAUUGUGGAAGAUAUUCUUAGUAUCAAUCAGCGUCCUAAAAUGGACGAGGUCGAGGGUAUACUUUUCUGCCUGUUGAAUAUGCUAUAUUACAAUGAUCAAAAACAGACGGUCGAACAGGAACAGAUCAGUAUCAUUGUAGGUACCGAUUUUGUAAUAAGCUUCCAGGAAGAUGCCAGUCGGGAUGUAUUCAAUCCACUCAGGGAUCGGCUGAAACUCAAUACCAGCAAGGCCCGGCAACGCGGGGCCGACUACCUCUGCUAUAGCAUGCUUGACCUGAUUGUCGACAAUUAUUAUACG